Cladocopium goreaui is the source of this 3717-nucleotide messenger RNA. The record is from the annotation of a GenBank genome assembly. Lineage: Eukaryota; Dinophyceae; Suessiales; Symbiodiniaceae.
AUGGCUGUGGUCUCAGCCACACCACCGCUCUUUCGCCAGCUCUGGCGACCAUGGGAUGUCGAACGCCUGGCCGCACCCAGUGGCUGCGGUGGUGGCCGCGGCCGCAGUGGCCAUCUUUGGGCAGUCGCAGGCGCAGCUGGAUUCCAAGCUCUGCAAGUUCUGCGAUCAAAAACCGAUGGAUCUGCCAAUGGAUCUGCCAGUGUUGCCACUCGCCGUGCAAUGCGCAUCUGCAGAGUGUCUCUAAUGGCUCAAGCUGCAGAAGGAACAUCUGAUGAGGAAGCGAAAAAACUAUGGCAAGAAGCCUAUGCCAUUGAAGUUGAACGGGCGGAGCGAUUGCAGAGCCCAGAGCAAGAGGCAGCGACUUUGCCCACGCCGCCACAGUCAGGUUCUGCAGCAGAAUGGCAAGCAGCCUAUGAAGCUUUGAAGGCAAGAAACCUGGAGCUGGAGAUGGAAGCUGUGGCGCGCAGGCGUGCUGAAUUGAAGCAGGGAGAGCUCCAGCUGGGUACAUCCAAAGCAGAUGCACCAGUUGUGACGCCAGACGCUGCGUCCAAACGGGACCCUCCGAAGCCCAAGCUUCGAGAGAGCCAGGACGAAGAGAAGAAGGACAAGGUUCUGAGCAUUCUAGACCUGCCAACGAUCGACAUCGAUUCCAAACAGCUGGCAGACGUUGCUCGUUUUCGGGACGCCCUUGGACCUGGGACCUUGCCCUUGCUUUCAGCACUCUUCGAGGAGGCACGAGGAGAGCUUCCAGAGCCCAGUGAUGUGCGGGAUGCGCUGGAUUUGCCUGGUAGCGGAUUCACCAUGACGGGCAAUUUGAACGUCGGCCGUUGCGUGGUCGUGCGAGGGCUGCUUGCGCAAGAUAUUGGUGGCCUGGGCACUCCCCGAAUAUUUGUGGAGCAGCGACAAGCUUCGCUCGAUCGCUGCUAUGGGGAGGGCAAAUACCAGGUGUUUUUGCAGCGCGAGCGGCCGCCUCCAGCUCCGAGUUUUAGCUUGUGGCGGAAGGGGGAGUUUGAUCCUGCCCAAGUCAGCUCGGCGAAGGAGUAUCCCGCUGCUUUGUUGGUAUUUCGCACUUCCGACCUGCCAAUUGAAGAAGGCUCUGGGAAUUUCAGGCGCAUUCUUAUUGGAACUUCUCUCGCAGCGACCGCCGCGUUUUGCAACAUCAUUGCCGCAGCAGUGGGGUCGCUGAACGGCGAACGCAGUGACGCACUUCUGAACAAAUCCGUGGAAGAGGUCACCUACAGCCCCAUGUUGGGUGUAGCUGUGACACGCCUUGACCCAGAUGGUGUUGUUCCAGUGGGUGCUGGGCUGUUGUUGAUGCUCAUUGUCCAGGGUUUUGGAAGAGGGAAGGCAGCUGAAAAGAAUGGCGCCAAGAUUCGUGGUGGUUACUUCAUCCCAUCUUCAAGCCUGGGCACUGUUGGACGGACUUGGUCCAUUUCAGGGCUUUCACCCUCUCGAAAGACGGAAGUAGACGUGGCUUUAGCUGGUUCAUACGCUGGCUUUGCAACCGCUCUGCUCCUGUGUUUCGCUGGAGUUCUUCGCGGGGAUGCCUCUGACGGUCUCAUAGUUCUUGAAGUGACUCGGCUGCCACUGCUGCUUGCACAGCUCUUGGGCGAUUCAUUUCCUGAAGAUGCAGUGCAAACUGUGCUGAGCUUGAGUAGCGGUGAAGCUGCAGCCCCUGUGCCUGCAAAGGUGACGGUAGAUCCACUUCUGCUGAGUGGCAGCCUUGCGCUGACAACGCAAGCUGUGCAGCUGCUGCCACUGCGCGGCUUUGAUGGACAUCUUCUGGCAAGGUUUCUAUUUGGACCGCGACCACUGCAACUACUGGAGCUUUGCACCGGCGUACUUCUUCUUCUCGGUGCAGUGGAACGGCUGGGCCCCAAUGCCAACGCCACAGUCUGCUCAACCGCACUUUUCGCCUGGGCUGCCAGAUUUUUCGCAUCAAGGGAGAAUCCCAUGCCGCCUCGUGAAGACUUCGACGAUGAACCAAGUGCAUCACCUGCAGAAGCGGCUGCAGCGGGUUCCUGGGCCAGUUAUUUGUCCAUUGUUUCCAAGAGCUUGGGACAAGACGCCUACACACAAUAUGCAGCACGCAAUGCGAGAGUGAAGUGUCACGGUCAGUGUCCUGCUCCAAGCAGCAGGGCACAUGGGAAAGCAUUCCUUCCUCUUGGUGCAGGAGGCCUAUCUUUGCUGUUGAGCAGCGGGCACUUACUCCUGGAGGAAGAGGACGAAGAUGAAGAAGAGGAGGACUUCACGGUGCACUCCUGGAAUAAAUGUCAGCCGGGAAUGCAGUCAAGCGGUUCUCGUGUUUUUGUUUGGGGCAACCGCGCAUGCUGGCCAGCGUGUGAGGGCACAAACGAUCGAGUGCCCGAGACAAACGUGCAGUCACCAACAGAGGUUCCAUGGUUCGCACAAUUUGCUGAGCAGAACAACUGCAAAUGGCAGCAAUUGAGCUUUGGCCCGAGCUUUGGUGUCUCUCGGACAGACUCCGGGGAAAUCUAUUUGUGGGGCUCAACUUUGAAGAAAGAUGGCAAGGGCAGGCAAUAUGCUCCGCCUCGUCAACUUUUGCUAAAGGAUGAGACGGAGACAAGGUUCAAAGAUGUGCAGUGCUCCGAGUCCUCAGUCUGGGGGCUGACCCCAACUGGCAAAGUGAUUGUGUGGGAGAUGGUGCCUCAGAUGAUCAGUGAGCACUUGGCAAGCACACCCAUGCCCAGGUUUUGCUCAGGCGGCAGAAGUCUUAACGGGAUGAAGCGGCCGGUGAAGCAGAUGUCUGUUGGGGUCAUGCAUGCUGCAUUCCUCACAGAGGAUGGACAAGUCUAUUGUCUUGGACGAAAUUCCUAUGGAGAGUGUGGCGUGGAUCCUUCUGUGCAAAACAUGGCAUCGUCUUGCAGACGGGUCAGCUUCCCAAAGCACUGCCAUCCUUUGCUGAGAGUCGAAUGUGGAAAAUCCCACACUGUGGCUGUUGGCGCUGAAGGGCAAUGCUUGUCUUGGGGAGACGAUUCUAAGAUUCAGCUGGGCUUGGGCGACACUCGCUCCGCCGUUGGCGAGGAACGACCUUGGAGUGGCUCCAGAGGCUUCCUGAACAUGCGGCAAUCUGGAGAGGCCAUGGCCCCUGGAAGCGCUUUCCGUGGGCCUGAUGGAACUGGUUCCAGGGCAGCAUCCACUUCGCAGAGAAACUACAAAGACUUUGAGUCUCACCAGCAAAGCAAGCCAGUCUUCAUGAUGGACAUCCCUCUGGAGUCUGAUAGACAAGUUCAUGGUAUUCCAUAUCCACCUCCAAGUGACCUGAAAUGUGGUGACGAUUUCACCCUGAUGCUGGUCAGAGAUAGUCCUGAUUGGUAUCCACCAGAAGAAGAGUCCGAAAGGCUUUUUUGCUGUGGAGAGAAUGGCAAAGGGCAGUGUGGUCGUUCAAUGCAGCAACAGCAGCAGACCUUUGCAGCGUGCCGGCUGCCAAAGAAUAGCAAGAUCCAAGGAUUCUCAUGCGGUUCCGACCACUGCCUGGCUGUACUGCGAAGAGUUGGUGCGAAAAAGCAGGAACUCUGGUGCUGGGGAAGUAACGCGUGUGGUCAAGCCGGUGGCAAUACAAAUGGGGCAGUGUGCCCUGCUGCUCGGCUUCGGCUCCCAAAAGGGGUCAAAGUGGAGGCCGCUUGGUGCGGCUUCACCAGCAGCGGUGUUGUUUGUUCGGAAACUUCGCGUGCCUCUGAAGCCGGGGAAACCUAG